Molecule: messenger RNA, 9032 nt
Organism: Cryptotermes secundus
Lineage: Eukaryota; Metazoa; Arthropoda; Insecta; Blattodea; Kalotermitidae
Product: putative leucine-rich repeat-containing protein DDB_G0290503
Exons: 18
Coding region: 1089-8099 (2336 amino acids)
Biological process (GO): regulation of mitotic cell cycle spindle assembly checkpoint; chromosome segregation; positive regulation of DNA-templated transcription
Cellular component (GO): perinuclear region of cytoplasm; mitotic spindle pole; microtubule organizing center
Molecular function (GO): calmodulin binding; gamma-tubulin binding; microtubule binding
Source: RefSeq, a predicted model, not a curated record
CAGUACAGAUGCGUAGUUGAGGAUGAGUGGUCGCUAGGCAACGCAGCAUCCUGAACGAAAGAGGAAGAUGGUGUACGGGUUUUGCUUCUCCCGAUGCUGGCCCUUGAUGAAUUAGGUCAUCGCUUUCAGUUGCAUACUCCCUGAUUUAUUUGGAAUGGUGGUUGCCGUGUCAGUGAGUGUGGCGGGGUUUCUUGGUGGAAUUUCACUUCAUUGUCGUUAUAUGUGCGAAAAAUAUUGGUCAGUUUUAUUCGCAAAAGAAAAUUAACGUCCUUUAGGUAAAAAUGGCAGCUUGUUUUAUGAGUGAUGUGAAGAAUGCUGCCACGAUUCCUGUGGACACAGAACCGGAAAUGGGCAGAGAUGAGUUCGUAUACAUCGGAACAGCGAAGGUUUAGCAAUGUCCCCGCAACAAAAAGAUAUCGACGGAGGAGAAUCUCGUGUGUCGUGUCCCCCACAGUUUUGUCCUCGUUUGAUACUUCCUUCAUACCUCACCUUCGUCAUCUUGGGCCUCGAAGGACAUCACUCAGCGCCCUUGACUGUCCAGGAUUCAAAAUGCAGAAGAGAAAGAAAAAACAUCGCUAUUUUACUGGAAGAACCUCUAUAAGGAAUUUGAAGAAAAAGGAAUAAUGUAACUUCAGUGAAACAGGAGAGUGUUUGGCACAAAAUGUACAUUAUCUGUACCGUGUGUAACUGUUGGACUUUAAAAUGACUGACUUUGUAUCAUAACGGACUUAUCAAAAUUUCAUAAAUGACAUAAUUGAUCGCAACCUUUUGUCGUGUUGACUGUGAUUUUGCAAGUACCCUAUGUCCAUGACUUAUUCCAUCCUUGUUGAAGUGUAAACAGUGCCUCUUUUAUCUUCUGUGUUUGAUUUUCCCACUGAAAAAUAUUCUCUACAGAAGCUAUAAAAUAACGGUUUAUUAAUUUUUGUAAUGACUUUUGUUCGUGUUUCGUCUCAUCGGUACGGUAAUUGGUUAUGAUGUGUGUGUGUUGUCCACCAUCGUGACAGUUCGAACAUUACAAAAACGAGAAAUUGAACCGGUAGAAGUUUUUUCUUGUGUACAAUCAACGAACCGCUCUGAAUCAACUCAUCAUGUCAGUAUUUAGAUUUGGAACUGUAAGAAGCCCUCCUAGGCGGCCAACAGUACAAGGGUCAGAGCAAAGUCCUUUUUGCACAAGUCCCAGUCAGUUACAGGAAGUUACCUUGGAUCCGAAUGCAAGUGCAAGCGGAGCCGUCCCAUUUACAAUGGGUCUGCGGUCUCCGGGGAAGACAUCCCCAAUCAGAGGUCGCACCGUGAAGGAAUACGAAGACCAACUGACCCAAUUAAGGAAGGAAAAUUUCAAUCUCAAGCUCCGAAUAUAUUUUUUGGAAGAAAGAAUGGGACAUAUGAAUGCUGCCGACGAUAAGGAGGAUCCUGUGAAGAAGAAUAUCGAGUUAAAGGUUGAAGCAGAGCAAUUAAGGAAGGAAGUGUCUGACAAAGAGGUUCUGAUUUGUCAAGCUGCCAAAGCUUUGGAACUUGCAGAUGAAGAACAUCAGGGUGAGCUAAAGAAGAUACGGGAGGAAAGGCACAUUGAGAAAGAAGAGAUGAAAUCAAGAAUACAGGAGUUGGAGACUGAACUGAAAGAAUAUGAGAACAAGCUGAAAGACCCAAAAUUUUUGCAACUCGACUCUACCGCUUUGAUGACUGAAGUAUUUGGCCUCGGUGCAGCAAAUACCUGUGAUGACCACCAUGAUCAGGAAGAAAUAGAAAAGAUGAAGCACCAUAUUGAAGAGUUAGAAGCACAGGUUCAGCAACUGGAAUUCACCUUACAACAGGAAACAGUUCAUUCAAGUCAGUUAGAGACUGAGCUGCAGGAAGCACAACAAGAAGCUCAGCAUGUUAGUGUACGAUGCCAAGGCCUUGAAUUGGAAUUGAAACAGUGUGGCAACAAGCUUGAAGAUCUGGUACAGGAACUGGAUCAGAGAGGGCAGGAUCUGGCAGGCUGUAAUCUCCGAAUCAGGACACUUGAAGAAGCACUGAGUGCCAAAGAGCCUGAAAUUCAAAUCAAGGUGCAAGAGCUGUGUGAAAGGGAUCGCAUUAUUGAAGAAAAACAGAGUCAGAUUGAACAGCAGAACAAAGUCCUUGUGGAAAUUCAAAUCACACUGGAUGAGAAACAGCGGCAGAUUGAGGUUCUGAGAUCAUCACUUGCAGCCCGGGAUUCAUCUAUUGCAGACCUGGAAGCCCGACUUGCAAAGGCAAAAGCUAAUGCUCGUAAUUUAGAGGCAAAACUGGAUGCUUCAGUUCAUGAAGCAAAUAGACUUCGAGAAGAGGUUACAACAUUAAAAGCUCAGCAGAAGCGCAUUAACAAUCGCAGUCGAGAACAUAUGCAGCAAGAACUUGAUUUACUUUCACCCCUAAGGCGUAGAAGCAGCAAUUUAUCAAGUAUAUCAGAUGACCUUGCCUCUCCAGGAAGACGGGUUCGUCAGAGUUCAGAAGAUGAUCAUGUUGUAAGGAAACAUUUGUUGGGACUGAAAGAAAAGGAAGAGAAGCUGAAAACUGCAGAAGAAAGCAACAAAGAAUUAGGAACACAACUUGAAAAAGCUCGGCAAGAAACAGAAGCUUUGGAAGAGAAAGUGAAACAACUAGAAUCUGCGAGGCAGGAUGCUGAACACAAGCUUCAGGAGACUGAAAAGAAGAUGAAGGACAGGGAGAGUAAAUCAAACAAGUUUGAGGAAGAUUAUAUUAAAGCUUGCCAGGCAAUUAAAAGUUUCCUGAAGCGGACAAAGGAGAUGGACCAAGAAAUUAAUAAGCUCAAAUCAGAGUUGAAAAGAAGAGAUGAACGUAUUCAUGACCUGAUGUCAGAGGUGAAUGAAUUACAGGAUGCCUGCAACAAAGCCAAAUGGGAAGCCCAUCAACUGCAGGCACAGGCGCAGGUGCCUGGUGGUGGAAUGCCAGGAGCUUACGAAGAUGUUCGUGACAUGACCGAGGAGGAAAAUGAGCGAUUAUGGGCAGAAGUGGAGGACAAAAACAAGAAACUGGCUCAGUUAACAAAGGAGAGAGAUAAUCUGUCCACUGAGAUGGAGAAUCAGGUUCAAACCUUGCUUACAAGGUUAAAGGACAAAGAAAUGCUCCUAGAAGAGUACAAAGAGAGAGCUGCAACAUCUGUGAAUGAAUUAGAAUCUCGUGACAACCGGAUCAAGGAAUUAGAAGAGGAUUUGAGUCAAUUGAGAAAGGCAUUAGAAACAUCACAGCUAAAGGUGCAUGAUUUGGAAGGAAAGGAUGAUGGAAAAGAAAUAUCAAACAAUAUUCCUGUUGUAAGGGAAAGCAAUAAUAGUUCCUCGCCUGAAGCAUUAGUGCUGCAGCUGGAAGGCAAGAACCGAGAGGUUGAAAGACUCAAUGGAGAAUUACGGAAGCGGACCAACAAUCUCCAAGAACUGGUAAAUAGGGAGCUCUGGGACAAGAACCGUGAGAUUGAAAAUUUGCAGGAUCGCAUUAAUAGUAUACGUGAGAGGAAGGAUUUAGAGAUUAUGUCCUUGCAGGAACAAGUAAGUUCCCGUGACUUCCAGCUUAAGAUGUUGCAGGACAAAGUGGCUGAGCUAGGAAUACGUGUAAACUUCCCAACAUCACUUAUGAUGAAGGAGCUUCAGCAGAUACCAGUCACCUUUAAUCAUCAUGUCCAUUUUCAACAGCCUUCCAUGUCAAGCGGGAUCACUUUAAGAAAUGAGGCAGGAGAUGUGUGUAGAGAGGACUUUGGAAUUGCAACAGGAUCUUCAACCAGCUGUACUCCUAAGGAUGAAAUGUCAUGCCUUCGUGAUCAGCUCCAGGUCAGUGUUGAGGAAAGGAAGUACCUGUGUUGCAAGGUGGAGGAGUUACGUGAAAGGCUGCGUAACACACCGGAAAGGGACAGUGACAGCCGUGCUCUGAGAUCUGAAUGUGCCAGGCUAAGAGAGGAAAUAGACAGAGUAAAUGCUUGGCGAAAGGAAGCUGGAGAUGCCUGUGCAUUGUUAACAAAGAGAUUAGAAGAGUUAGCAUGGUUUCUCAGUUCACUUCUUAGACAUCCAGAGCACUUAGGUGGUUUGAGUGCGAAACAUCGGCAGCUGCUCAAGGAAGCUGUUGAUCGAAGCAUGGAGGUAUCUCGAUCUCUUUCUGUGUCACUGUCUAUUAAUAAUCCAGAUUUUACUAAUGCCUCUCUUCCUCCCCUGCUGGAUUCUUUUUCUAGCCUCCUAAUGUCUACCAGUGAUGUAAAUCUCAAUAUAACAGAUCUUUUAGGAGUUGAGGGUGAAGAUGAAGGUGAAAUAAGCAACAAUAAUCGUGCACAACAGGAGAAUUUAAAAUCCUUUGGUACAUCAGCAUGUGAGACAACCUUGGCUCCUAAUAGGCAGUGCUUCAGAAGCAGUGGCAGAAACAGAGAAAUUGCUCAAAUACAAGGGAUAAAGGAUUCAGCUACAUCAGAAGAUAAUUGUGCAUCAAGAGAUAAGAUUAUUGGAGAACAAGCCCAACUGAUUGCCCAGUUAAGAUCCCAGGUUGAAACACUAACUCAUGAAAUAAGACAGAGGGAUAUAGAAUUCUCCAGGUCACAGAAUAAUGGAUUAAAUAUUUGCAAUAGAACCGAAGUUGCUGCAGUAUUGUUUGAGCCAAGAAGCGGAAGUGCUAGUCCCAGAAGACAUUCCAGUGCAAGCUCAGGACCUGUGUUGAAAUCUAAGACUGAAACAGAAAGGCUUCUGGAUGUCGAAGAAACAGAGGAGUUGCUGUCUUCAAUGACAUUUUACAACAGCCAGCAUCUGAGUAGCAAUGUCGGUGAAGACUCAGUGUCACCUGAGAGAAGGGCUUUGCCAGAAGAAUUGUCAAGUUCACAUCAGGAGAAACAUACAGAUGUUGCAAAAAGAUCUGUAUCAUCACCAGUAAAAUCUACUAAUGCUGCUGGAGAAGUUGGUGUACAAGGUGUAACUGUGGCUUCAGGGAGAGCUGUGCUGAAAAAACAAGAUCACUCAAACAGUACAAAGUCUAGCUAUAGAAUGCGCCGUAGUUCCAGUGCUAGCACAGUUGCACUGAGUCAGCUACAACAGUCUAUCCAUCAUCAUGAUGUUCAUGCAGGAAGCUUGUCUGAGUCUGAGGCAUGGUCAGAGCCAGACAGAAAUGUAUCACUGGCAAGAAUUGGGCUGAAGGAGGAGUCAACCAAGGUGGUACUGUCCCCUAGAACAGGUGUCAGUGGUUGCACUCUGAUUAGCAGUGCUAGACCUCGUAAUGAUAGGAUCAUCCAGGAGGAAACUGACACGUCUGAAUCACCAGAGGAGACAGCUCAUGAAAUCAGUAGAAUUCAAGGUAAAAGGGGAAAAAAUGAUUCAGGAGAAGUGAGAAGACUGCAGAAUCGGUUAAGGGCACUGGAGCAAGUAAAUGAUGCAUUGAGAGCAGAGAUGACCAUCCUGCAACAAAUGGCUCCACCACUGCUUCCCCCUCCAGCAGAGACCAAUGAUAAACCAUCUGCUCAUGGCAUGAGCAUCAACACUAGCCAUAUAUACAAAAAGAAACUUGACAAAUCAACAAAUAUUGAGCAACUUGAAGGUAUGGAAGGAAGUAAUGUCACUUCUGUUACCAUCCCAAUUCACUUACUGGAGCAAAUCCGUUACCAAAGGGAGAAGCUGGAAUCUUCUCUUUAUCAUAACGACUUCAUUCGACGCCAAUUAGAAGGCCUCAUAUCGAGCUUAAGCAGUCAAGGUGGUGAUAAUAUGAUGAGCCUCUGGCAAAAGAUGAAAGAGACAGCUGAACAGUUUGAGGAGGCUCGUCACCAAAAUCAGGAGCUGGAAACACGGCUGCAGGAAAUGGAAGUGCAGUUGGAAGAGAGCAAAGAGAAAGCCAGGCUUGCUAAUGCUGCCACUGAGCAGCUUCAGGUGACUCAGCAAACAGUCUCCAUCCUUCAAGAACAGAUAUCUAGUCUUGAAUCUCAACUCCAGGAGAAGGAUAAUGAGAUAUUAGAGAGAAAGUGCCUAAUGUUGGAACUUGAAAACCAAACAAAGCAACAGAGCAUAGAGACAGAAAAAAUGGUGCAAGAAGCUGUCAGGUUAAAAGAAGAAGCUGAGAGACAGAUUCUGGCUGCAGGAAAUAUGAAGUUAGAAGGCGAUAAUAAGCUGCAAGAGGCACAGAAAUUAAUUACAGAAGCAGAGAAAACAAAACUUGAGGUUGAGGGCCAGUUGAUAGAAAUAAAGAAGAAAGCUGAGAAUGCCAAGCUCCAAAUAAAAGAUGCUGAAAUUAAGAACAUUGUGUUACAGAUAGAAAAAGAAUCAAUACUAAGAGAAAAGGAAAUAAUACAGAAAGAUAAAGAAAUAACACAAAAGGAAAAGAAUACAGUUCAAGAACACAAGGUGACAGUUCAAAGAGAAAAGGAAAUUAUUGAGGAGGAGAGGAAGGCACUUCAAAAGCAAAAAGAAACUAUGCAAAAAGAAAUGGAAGAACAUAUGGAAAAGGUUGAAUCAUUAGUGCAUGAUGCAAAGAAACAGAAAGAAGAAGCAGAAAUGCAAAUAAAGGCAGCAAAGAAGAAAAUGCAGGAGGCUGAGUUACUGAAACAGGCUGCAGACAGGAAGCUAAAAGCAGCUGAGGAAAUGAGCAUCCUUCUAGAGAAACACAGCAAGGAUGCACUGGAUAUGAGAACCAAGGAGAUGGAAGUCCGACUAACCCAGCAGCUCUCUGAAGAGAAGAAGAAAUUGCAUGAGAAACAAUGUGUCAACAUGGCUGAAAUGGAGAAGAAAAUACAUGAAGCUGAGGAACUAAGACGGGAGUUUCACACAGAAUUACAAUCCCGGAUAGAAGAAGCACAGAAACAAGAAGGAGAAAUUAGAGCAGAAGCAGACAUGAGAAUCAAAGAUAUUGAGGAAAGAAGCAAGGAACGAGAAAUGGAAUUGAAGAAACGUCUGCAGGAAUUAGAAAGGUGCUGUCGAAAGAAGGAACGUGAGCUUAUGAGGCAGUUGGAUGAAGUUACAGUAGCAGCAUCACAGGCAGCAUUAGAACGAACUCGUCUUGCUAAUGAGAAGUUGCAUCUUGAGCAGGAGCUCCGUCGACAUGAGGCACGAGAAACUGAGUUUGUUCGUGAGAAGAAGGAUAGUGAAAACUGUCUUCUUGUUGCUAAAGAACAGUUGGAAAAAGAGAUGUUGGUACUGCAACGACGAAACGAAGACCUUGAGAAAUGUGUGAAGGAACUAGAGGCAUCUAAUUUAGAACUCAAGAUGCAGUUAGACAGGCUACACAUGAAAGAACAACCAUCAUCCCCUUCAGGAGGUCCAGAUGCUUCAUCAUCUCCAACUCACAUGAAGGCUGGCAGAACGUCUCCUGGCAGUUACUCUUCUGGUCUUGACCUGCUGACGGGAGAGAGGGGUUCCCUUCCUAACAGCCCGUGGGGUACUACAGCUACAGUGUCACUGGAAUACAUUGGAAGCCAAAAUGAAGAUAAGGAACAGUGUAGAGACAGAAGCGGAAGGGGAAGUGACAGUGGCCGCAGCGAAGGGCUUACUGGUCUCUCCAGCCUGGUACAUCAUGGUUUUGGCAGACAGCAUAGUGAGCUCUCUGACUACAUGUCUGAGGACCAAGCUCUUGAAGAAUAUGGGGCAAUAUUCACAAAGACAUGCAGUAGUAGUUACUGGGUUAGAACACUGGCUGAGCAGCAUUCCACAUCAUCUAACAGUGUUCCUGCUGAUCCCUCUUCAAUGCGCAACAUCAACUCAUCUCCAGAUCUUGGAAUUGAGAGUGACCAGGGACGCUUCUCUAGUCUGGAAGCAGCUUCCAGUGGAGUACAAAUGGAUACACCCAAAGUUGUCAGCUCCAUGGAAGGAUAUCACUCUGAUUUUGACCCUAAUCUUACAGCUGUUGUCAUCGAUUCAAGAUGUGAUACAGCUUUCAGGCCUUACAAGGAACUGGAGCAAGAGAACAUGUUGUUGAAGAGACGUUUAGCGAGAACACAUCGUGCUCUUGAAGAAACUCUGACUCAGCUCACAGUGGCAAAUCAAAGAAAGAAGCAGGUGGAACAAGCAAUUUGCAAACAGCUGCAUAAGACACAUCACAUCCUUAGGAGAGCUAAAGUCAACCUUAAUGCACGAUCAGCAGAUGGUGUCACUCCAUCUCUAGAGAUGAAAUAGUUGUCUUUUUUGUGUGUGUGUGUGUGUGUGAGUGGUUUGGUUUUCAGAAUCAUUUGGCAGCAGGUCAUGUAUUUCCUUACUAAUCCAUUUCUACUGAGUGGUCCUUUUAUGGGAACAAAUGAAUACCCUCUGCCCCUAGCAUCUGAUGCUACGUACACAGAUAAUAUGGCCUUUUGUAGUUAUUUACAGCAGAGGAUGUUCAACUUUCCUUACCAGAGGACUGCCUUGCAUUACGAUUCCAUCCAACGUUCGUUCUUACUAACACCUGAGGAAACUGCCUCAUUCCUUCACUUAAAUUGGGGUCCAGGUGGUGUAGGAUAAACUAAUUUACACUCAAGUUGUGUAAAAUAUGUUAGAUGGACAGAUCAUAUGUGGUACAUAAGGCAUCAUAUAGAUUGCGCCCUGCACUCCCUUUACUGAGGAAGGGAAAGAAUUCAACAAUUGGAAUUGUGAGUUUUAUCUUUCACCCAGUGAGACAACGAUUCCUUCAAAACUUCCCCGCUGUGCCAAUGAUAGUAUUAGAUGGUGUUUCCUACUUAUGUGUUUGAGUUGUAAGAUUGGCAAAUGAAGAAAGAAAAAGAAUACCUGGUGGUUGUGGAAAGUGCAAAUGUUUUAGUAUUCUUGCAGAAUAACUAUUUUAUUAGGUCUUAGAUGACAUAAGCUGAGUCACCCUUCAAAUGCUGCCUAUUAGUUUUGUAAAGUAGGUUGUUUAACAUUCAUGUAUGAAGUUAGAACUGUAAAUAUUUGCUUGAUUUUUAUUUUGAAAAGAGAGUAAAACUUACUUUUUGAUUGAACCUAUGACUAUAGAUAUAUUUUCCCUUAACAACACAGAAUGCAUCAUAAACAUUGGAAGAAACGCUUUGUCAUUCAAAUAUUUCUGACAAUUAUUUAUUUGCAGAUGCAAGGUAAUAAAUGUUUAUACUUUAAAAGAAA